AUGAUGCCCGAUGUCCCCACCUCCGUAUCUCUUUCCAGACCCAAAAGGCGGAAUAGCAGCGGUGUCAGGAAUAUCAAGUCCCCGUCUCAGCCGCUUUAUCUGGUUAGCCAGCGUAAACAGUACAUCCUCUUGGAAAAAGAAACAUGUAAUAGGCAGUUAGGAUUUCUCCCCGUAUCCAGCGUCUCGUCUCCUCCCUUCAGGCGCCAAACCUUUUCCUCCCACUUCAGGGAGCUGUGUGCCGCUGCCGUGCGUCGUGGUGGUGGACGGAGGUCUGGUCCCCUCUUCUCAGUCUGA
Molecule: messenger RNA, 294 nt
Organism: Xyrichtys novacula (pearly razorfish)
Lineage: Eukaryota; Metazoa; Chordata; Actinopteri; Labriformes; Labridae
Source: the annotation of a GenBank genome assembly